Molecule: messenger RNA, 2791 nt
Organism: Loxodonta africana (African savanna elephant)
Lineage: Eukaryota; Metazoa; Chordata; Mammalia; Proboscidea; Elephantidae
Gene: PEX5L
Product: peroxisomal biogenesis factor 5 like
Exons: 15
Coding region: 839-2791 (650 amino acids)
Biological process (GO): protein import into peroxisome matrix, docking
Cellular component (GO): peroxisomal membrane; cytosol
Molecular function (GO): protein binding
Source: RefSeq, a predicted model, not a curated record
GAACUGAAGAUCCCUGCCCGGAGUGGCUGAUCUAGCAGUCAAAGUGGUAAGCUGAGUACUUGAAAGAGGAUUAUGCUCGCACUAGAAAUAAGCAGUGAGUGAAUACCGUGCUGGUUUAGAAAAGGAUUGCUCCCCCUGGGGUAAUGGGGCAAACUAGGAAAUAUUGCUUAAUUAUGGGGUAAAACUGUAAGACUUCUGGCUCUGUGUACUGUUGUGAUGUGGAAACUAGGGACUUAAGUACAAAAUCAGAGCUCUAAAUGUCUCUCCCACUCUUGGAAAAUCCCAACUUUUACUCGCAGUAGUAGGGGACAUAAUUUCCUUCCCCGACCUAGCCUCUUCCUCCGAAAAUGUACUAAGGAAUUGGCAUUCAAUUGGAGAAGUGGAAUUUGGUAUCGGCAGAAGCUGAAAUCUCGAAUUGUGAAUGCUGACAUUGUUCUAUUAGCAGUGAUUGCCAAGAAAGCCAGGGUGGGGGUGGUUAGAAAGGGAGAAAAUCAAGAGCUUUUAUGACAAGGAGGCUGAGUAGUUCAUAUGCAUGGGAUGAGCUACAAAAAUUUAUACAAUUAAUAAUAAAUUUUUUAAAAAAAAAACAUUAAACUGGAAGAGUAGUCAGGGAGCACAGAAGUGCUUAGAUAAAAAUUAUUAGGAAAAGAAGAAACUUUAGUUUCAAUGAUUUUGUGUGCUAGCCAAAAAUUUCACAAUGUUUACAAAGUCAAGGCGGUGAUGCAGGGAAGCUUCAAUUAUUGUACAUCAUAAAUACUGUUACCGGGCAAGAGCUGUGGUUCCCUGGUCAGCAAGUCCUGGCAAUGAAGUCACUGCCGCUGGUGCAGAGAAUUCUGGGAUGUCUGACAGUGAAAUGGAUGGAAGGACCCACAUUCCAUCUCUACUCACUGUCCUUUUGUCCAGAAACCGGGUCAUGCAAAUGAGCUACUUGAAAAGUAAAGAAAAAGGAUAUGGAAAACUAAGCAGUGAUGAAGACCUCGAAAUAAUUGUUGAUCAAAAGGAGGGAAAAGGCUCUAGGGCGGCAGAUAAGGCUGUUGCCAUGGUGAUGAAGGAGAUACCGAGGGAAGAGUCUGCUGAAGAAAAGCCCCUCCUUACUAUGACAUCACAGCUGGUGAAUGAGCAGCAGGAAAGCAGGCCUCUCCUAAGCCCCUCCAUUGAUGACUUCCUCUGUGAGACCAAGUCGGAGGCCACAGCAAGGCCAGUAACGUCUAACAUAGCCGUAUUGACCACAGGCUUGGAUCUCCUGGACCUGAGUGAACCAGUCUCUCAAACUCAAACCAAAGCCAAGAAGUCAGAGGCCUCAUCGAAAACCUCAUCCCUCAAGAAAAAGGCUGAUGGAUCCGACCUCAUCAGUUCAGAUGCUGAGCAGAAAGGCCAGCCACUCAGAGUUCCCGAGACUUCGUCCUUAGAUUUAGACAUUCACACACAACUGGAAAAAUGGGAUGAUGUUAAAUUUCAUGGAGACCAAACUAGCAAGGGGCUUCCAAUGGCAGAGAGAAAGUCGUGCUCAUCUAGAAGUGGAUCAAAAGAACUCCUGUGGUCCUCAGAGCACAGAUCUCAGCCAGAACUGAGUGGUGGGAAAAGCGCCCUCAACUCAGAGUCAGCUUCGGAGCUGGAAUUAGUGGCUCCGACACAGGCCCGACUGACCAAAGAACAGCGCUGGGGAAGUUCACUACUUUCCAGAAACCACUCCUUAGAAGAGGAAUUUGAAAGGGCAAAAGCAGCAGUGGAGUCAGAUACAGAGUUUUGGGAUAAGAUGCAAGCAGAAUGGGAAGAAAUGGCUCGAAGGAACUGGAUAUCUGAGAACCUAGAAGCCCAGAACCAAGUUACAAUCUCAGCUAGCGAGAAGGGAUAUUACUUUCACACUGAAAACCCCUUCAAGGACUGGCCUGGAGCAUUUGAAGAAGGCUUAAAAAGGCUGAAGGAAGGUGACCUGCCAGUCACCAUCCUGUUCAUGGAGGCAGCGAUUCUUCAGGACCCUGGAGAUGCAGAGGCUUGGCAGUUCCUUGGGAUAACCCAGGCUGAGAAUGAAAAUGAGCAAGCGGCUAUUGUCGCCCUGCAGAGGUGCUUAGAAUUACAGCCCAACAACUUGAAAGCUUCGAUGGCUUUGGCCGUAAGUUACACCAACACGGGCCAUCAGCAGGAUGCCUGUGAAGCUCUCAAGAACUGGAUUAAGCAAAAUCCAAAGUACAAAUACCUUGUGAAGAGCAAGAAGGGAUCUCCAGGCCUCACCCGGCAGAUGUCUAAGUCCCCAGUUGAUAGCUCUGUUCUGGAAGGAGUGAAGGAAUUAUACCUGGAAGCUGCCCACCAAAAUGGAGAUCUAAUUGACCCAGACCUACAGACAGGUCUGGGGGUACUGUUCCACCUGAGCGGAGAAUUUAACAGAGCAAUAGAUGCAUUUAACGCUGCCUUAACUGUUCGGCCAGAGGACUAUUCAUUAUGGAACCGUCUGGGGGCAACCUUGGCGAAUGGAGACCGUAGUGAGGAGGCGGUGGAGGCAUACACUCGGGCCCUGGAGCUUCAGCCAGGCUUCAUUCGGUCCAGAUACAACUUGGGAAUAAGCUGCAUCAAUCUGGGUGCCUACAGAGAAGCGGUCAGCAAUUUUCUCACUGCCCUCAGUUUGCAAAGGAAGAGCAGAAAUCAACAGCAAGUUCCUCAUCCUGCAAUUUCUGGGAACAUCUGGGCUGCUCUCAGAAUUGCACUGUCUCUGAUGGACCAGCCAGAGCUCUUUCAGGCAGCUAAUCUUGGUGACCUGGAUGUCCUCCUAAGAGCUUUUAACUUGGAGCCUUGA